GAGAAUUUCCCUUCGAUGUAUUUACUGAUAUUGCCCGAGAAUGAACGACUGUAUCAGCAUUCUGGGUGGGGAAUUCCAACUUCUACGGGUGACCCCAGCACUAUACGAUGAAACCGAAGAGAUAUUGACUGAUUUGUCGAUAAACGAGGAGUUUUUAUGCCUAACCACCAAUCUGAAGGAUUCGCCAGCGGCAAUAAAGGAGCUCCGGACGCUGAUUAGACAUAUACUAUCCUGUGGAAUUUCGUUUGCCAUUCGCCAAGUGGCAAGUGGAAGAAUUGUUGCCGCCCUGGCCGGUAUAAUAUUCAACUACAAAAAAGAAUCUUCUUACUUUCGAAUAAUGGCCCAGUUCAAGAGCCCUAGCAUGGUAAGAUACAGGCAGUUGAUGGAUGCCAUCGAGAACAGCUAUGAUAUGUACAAGGAGUGGAAGGUGGACAGUAUAGUUGAGGUAGAAUACUUGGGUACAAGGCCGGAAUUCAGAGGUCGUGGCUUAUCAGGUAUUCUAAGCCAGUGCAUCAUUCGUUUUGGAAGGCUGAUGUCGCAGGGAAAACUUCCCCCGGAUGUAUUCGGCCAACUAUCAAAGGAGAUGCAACUAAAUAGACCUGGUGCCAUCUGUACAAUCGUCACUUCGCCAUCUUACGUGGAGUACGCACAGAGAAGGGGUAUUCAAGUGGCCCAUAGGUGGAGAAUUUCGGAACUGAGAUCCUGGGCAGGAAAUACGGCAGCACAUGGUGACGACGAGGCCUUCGAGUACGCAGAUCUCUGUAUGAUAAAGUAUUGAAAAGUGAAUGUCUGGAGUUCAAAUAGCUGCGGACCACAAGAAAUGAAAUCCUCUUUAACAUAAAGAAUGUAUCGACCUAUCUCACUUUUUAAAUCCCGACCAAACCCCUAAUAAAUCAACGUGCGAAAAUAAUCACGUGUUUAAUC
Molecule: messenger RNA, 924 nt
Organism: Drosophila biarmipes
Lineage: Eukaryota; Metazoa; Arthropoda; Insecta; Diptera; Drosophilidae
Exons: 3
Coding region: 41-778 (245 amino acids)
Molecular function (GO): N-acetyltransferase activity
Source: RefSeq, a predicted model, not a curated record